CGUGCCCCGCGGCCUCGGAGAAGGGAGCCGGUGGGGAGUAGGAAAGGAGGGAACCGGCGAGACCACUGCCUGUUGCUAAGCCUUGAAGGAAGCUCUGCGCUCAGGGUAGGUUCAGGAUUGCUGACCUCAUAAGCCUGCUGACUUGUGGGAGCACCUGGAAUAGCAAUGACAGAAAAAGUCAAUAACUUUCCUCCACUGCCAAAGUUUAUUCCUCUGAAACCCUGCUUCUACCAGAACUUUUCCGAUGAGAUUCCAAUAGACCACCAAUUUAUCGUGAAAAGGAUUUAUCAUUUAUGGAUAUUUUACAGUAUCACACUAGUUGUGAAUCUCAUUGCCUGCCUCGCGUGGUGGAUUGCUGGAGGUGAUGGAGUAAACUUUGGCUUGGCUAUCCUUUGGCUGCUUCUCUUCACUCCUUGUAGCUAUGUGUGUUGGUUCCGACCUGCCUACAAAGCCUUCAGGGCUGACAGCUCUUUUAAUUUUAUGACAUUUUUCUUCGUCUUUGGUGCACAGUUUGUCCUGACCAUCUUUCAAGCAAUCGGUUUCUCCAAAUGGGGAGCAUGUGGCUGGUGGUCAACAAUCUUCUUCUUCAAGAUAAACGUUGCAGCUGCUGUGUUCAUGAUCUUCCCAGCCAUAAUGUUCACACUAUCAGCCGCCAUGAUGUGUGUGAUCCUUGUGAGGGUGCAUAGGUUCUACCGUGGGUCCGGUGGUAGCCUUCAGAAAGCCCAAGAUGAGUGGAGCAGUGGAAACUGGAGAAACCCACCCAGCAGGGAAGCGCAGUUCAACAACUUCUCAGGCACAAGCCUGCCUGAGUACCCCACAGUGCCCAACUAUCCCUCCGGAAGCCAUUGGCCUUAGACUAAGCCUAGCAGCCCUCAUCCCCACUAGGUGCCCAGCCACUAGCACCUUCCUUUGGCUUUUUUCGAUGUGAAAAUUUGUUUUCAUUUGUUCUUCCCACCCCUCCCCCCAUCAUCCAGUGGGGGUUAGAGAGCGGGGAAAGGUUACUUUACUUUUCUGUGGAAGAGACCAAGCUUCCCCAAAUAUGAGGUUUCCUUUGGAGCAUCCUUUAGAAUUUGGUACAUAACAUUUCUUUGUGCCUGGCUGCCAGUAUUAGUUCAUCUCACUUCGGUCACUUUGUUGUCACAGGCCAGGGAGCCUUCUGCAACUAGCUUGUAGCAGUGACAGCAUGGCUGCCCCUGGAAAGAUUCAGUUACUAAUUUGCUUCAGGUCCUUCCCUUGAUCAUUCUCACCCUGAGCUCCACUGUGCAGUACCCUUCUACCUUCCUCAUCUGUUAUACCACAGACUCAGAAGGAGUCUCUCUCCAGGAGUCAUGGGUUGGGGUGCCCCUGCCUUGGCUGUCCCCUCUUUCUCACACUGAUAGCUGAACAGGAGUAAAGUUCAGACAGACUCUCUGGGGCAUGGCUUUGAGGCCUCCCCCAAGAGCCAUAGAAUGACUUUCAGUUUGGAAUGAAGUGAAGGAACUGGGAUUACAUAAGGUAAGACUGAGUCAGCCGGAUCCAGCCCUGUUGGCAGAAGAGUCCCAUUUGCAAUUACUCCACAUUAAAAACCAUAAAGAUUAUUUUAAAUUCCACCAUCCCCCUGAUCCCUCCUUCCCAGGAUGAGUGGUACACACACCCGCCUUGCCAGUGGGGGAAGAUCACAUUACAGGGGAGCCUCUUCAGAUGACUGCUGUAGACUAGUUCCAUUACCCCCAUCUCAGGCCAUUGGCCAGCCUUGAUCAGACUGAGUCACUCCUCUGGGCUAUUUUUGGUAACCAGUUGCCAGAUUCUAUCUUAUAAGCCUCUAACGUCACCCUAGACUAAUAACAUAGGAAACUCAUGGUGCUUUUGUGUUGAAUUGGCUAGAGUUUGGUUGCAGGAGCAGCAUGCCAGGACCAGGAACCUUCUACAAAGAUGCCGUAUAUUUUCCAUAAAUUGCAAUCCCUUCGUUGGGUGAAUUGAUUGAAAGGGGGGUUGGCAUUUUCCGGGCCUGUGAAAGGAACAUGAAGCUCUUCCUCUCUACAUUUGAACAAAAAUAAAGGGCUAAAGGGAAAACAGUUCUUUUACUGAAGUAUCAAGGUAGGGAGGAUAUCGUAUAUCGGUGCAUGUUUGCAGCCCAUUUCCUGACAAAUCCUGGAAUUUAAAGUCAGAAGAUAAGAAGAUUCCUCACCCUUGGAUGCCUUUUCAGGAAAUAUGGUGGUCUUCCUUUUCCCACUUAUGAAUCUGUGUUACAUUUACCUUUCUCUCAACCUUAAUCUGUUUGGGGCUGCUAAAGGUUUGUUUCCCAGGUACAAUAUCAUCUUGUCUCUCCCCUUGAUUUUCCCUCGUAGUUACUGACUUGGGUUUGGGGCCAGAAUGAGGACCUAGGCUAGUUUGUGAUCUCUUUGAGCACAGCCUUCCGCACCUGGAUCCCUAGAGAAUAUACCAAGCCCAGGCCACUUGUACUAGACUUUCACAAAUCCCACCUAGAAGCGCAGGCUGGGGUUUUCUAUGGAUACACUUCUAUUCUCAUGAGCACACUUUACAGCUGUCUCCUCGAGGAAGAGCAGCGAAUGGAAGGAACCAGGGAGGCCAGGGGCUUCUCCCCAGACUUCAGGCCUCAGAGACAGCCAUUUGGCUAGAGCCCCAGAGGGGUGAAGCUGCCCUAGUAGCUGAGCUCUCCACUGGUUUUUAUGGUUCCCCAUCAUCACCUGCAGCCUCUCGCACCAGAUCAGAACCUCAGAGGGCACUUCGCUGCUCUCACACUCUGACCUUGCCUUCAAGUGAGCUUUCAAAGGAAAAUGAAUUGCUACAAGUCUAUGUGCCUUAAGAACUAGAAACAUUUUUAACAUAUUUUAGGUGAUAGGGUUUUUUCCCUCCUUUUGCUUAGUUCUCCCAUUUUUUCCUAAAGGGUUUUAUAAACAUUUACAGAACUGAAAUGGAUAUAUAAUCUCUAAGAUCUAUGGAACACCUUUGUUAACAGGCCAAAAACCAAAGUUUUUUUUAACUUUUAGCACAACAACAGAGGCUUCCUGAGAUUUUCACUCCUAAGAUAUCCCUGGCCCCCCAAAAGUAGUCAUCUCUCUGACCUUUCAUUUCCUUUCCCUUUCCUAAAAGAUGAUGACUACUUUCCUAAUUUACACCUUUGAAUACACUGCUGCUUAGCACCAAGUUCCCCAAUGCAGUAGAAUCAUGCUCCCCAUCCCUUCCCCUUCUCUCCCCACCCCUCCCCUUAUGUGAUGUGCACAGAAAGAAUGUCAUAGGUGAAUGCCUCCCCCCACCCCACCCCACCCCCAGUCCAAAGGGGGAAAACUACAUGGUGUCUCUGGAGUCCCUGGAAGGGGACUCUAUCACCUGUUACAGGAAGGGAGGGAGGUCUCCAACUGCCAGCAGAAGCAGAUUCAGAGCCCAGAGUGCUUGAGGUCUUGCUGACCUUCCAAAAACACCCCUCCAUGCCAAGAGCUGUACUUACAGAAUACUUGCUUGAAGGACACACUGUGUAAAGCAUCCUGACUUAUUUUUGUAAUUAUUUUUUUAAUAUAGAUUUCUGUUAGACUUGUAUAGAAUUAACCCUGGGUGAAGGGGAAAUAGUUUUUGGAGUUAGUCAACAAAGUUGUUUCCUCUCUCCUAUUUUGCAUCAUGUUAUAUUGUGGUGGUUUUUGUUAUUCGAAAUCAUCCUUAAAAUAAAUCCUUUUUCUGCAUCAGA
Monodelphis domestica (gray short-tailed opossum) is the source of this 3682-nucleotide messenger RNA. It is a transcript of the gene SCAMP4, whose product is annotated as secretory carrier membrane protein 4. Lineage: Eukaryota; Metazoa; Chordata; Mammalia; Didelphimorphia; Didelphidae. The record is from RefSeq and is a predicted model, not a curated record. Gene Ontology annotation, cellular component: recycling endosome membrane; trans-Golgi network membrane. Gene Ontology annotation, biological process: protein transport.